Molecule: messenger RNA, 210 nt
Organism: Cooperia oncophora
Lineage: Eukaryota; Metazoa; Nematoda; Chromadorea; Rhabditida; Trichostrongylidae
Source: the annotation of a GenBank genome assembly
AUGAGCUCGGAAAUGUCUGACUCCACCGAGUUGGCCGAAAUGCCUCUGGAAAUGAUUCGUGAAAUGAAGAGAAAAGCAUGCGAAAAGCUCUCGUCGCUUAUCCGGAGCAUAUCAUCAGCUUCAUCCCCGAAGAAGUCCAAACGAAGCUGCUUAUCGUUUUUAACCUACAAGGCUCUGAUCAAAUCAUACAAGAACUUUCAUUGUGUAUAA